Molecule: messenger RNA, 951 nt
Organism: Cryptomeria japonica (Japanese cedar)
Lineage: Eukaryota; Viridiplantae; Streptophyta; Pinopsida; Cupressales; Cupressaceae
Exons: 2
Coding region: 1-951 (316 amino acids)
Molecular function (GO): catalytic activity
Source: RefSeq, a predicted model, not a curated record
AUGAAGUUCCUAAUCUGGAAUGUCAGGGGCUGCAAUGCCCCUGACAAGCGACAUUUGAUCAAAAGAGGUUUUGAUCAAGCCAAGCCGGAAGUUAUUUGUAUUCAAGAGACUAAGUUGGGUCGUGAAGUAGCUGCUUGUAUUUUCGGGGUAAGGCAGAGAUGGUCUGGACACUUUGUGGAUUCGGAUGGGGCAUCAGGUGGGCUAGGCAUUAUGUGGAAUCCAUUGGUUGUUCAAGUGGAUGUUGUCUCAAGUUCUAAGCAUUGGCAGGUGGUUAAGGUGAUUUCGAAGACUAUGAAUUUCUCUUGUUUUAUUUUUAAUGUCUAUGGGUCGACUUUGGCUGUAGAUAAGUGCAGAUUAUGGGAGAAUAACUCUAAGCAUCUAGAGGAAGUGAGGUCAUCUUUAGCAAUUGUUGCUGGAGAUUUCAAUGCCACCCUUUAUUCCUCUAAGAAGCGUGGAGGGGUGAGGAGGUUGAGUCGGUCGCAAUUAGACUUCCAAUCUUUUGUUAAUGGGAAUGCUCUAUUUGAAGUGGCAGCUAAAGGUGGGAAUUAUACAUGGACUAAUAGGCAUAGAGGCUUUUCUUAUAUUGCUGAGAAACUUGAUAGAUUCUUCCUUGCAGGGGAUUGGAAUUUAGCCCCUUUGGUUUUUGAGGCUGAGGUUUUAGCCAUUUCAGGAUCGGAUCAUUUUUCGGUCUCCUUGGUUGUGCAGAAAGAUGAAGUUCCAAUUCGAUGUCCCUUCAAGGUGGAAAAGAUGUGGAUUAGGGAACCGAGUUUUAAAGAGCAUGUAGUUGGGUGGUGGAAGGAGGCCCCAGCGAGAAGGCUUGAAGGAGAUUUGGGGGCUUUGAAUGCGAAAGUCAUGGCAGAAGGAAUGAAUGAAGUGGACUUCCUCACGGAGAAAGAUCUUCUUAUUAAAUAUGGAGGAGUUUUGCAGAUGGAGGAGAUUUAUUGGAAAUAG